GCGAGCAAACGAACGCCCUGCUCUCCAAACUAGGCAGCUCGCUGUUCGGGGCCACCGGGUCGCCCCAGAAGGUGGUCACCAACAUCCGUGGGUUCCUCUCGAAUCGGCUGACCAGCGUUUCCAUCCCCGACACAGGAUGGAAAGACUCCAUCCUGCAACUGCCGAAGAAAUGGCUCUCGACAUCGGAAGCUACCGACGAGUUUGGAUUCCCCCAGAUGCUACCCAAGGUACCGCUCCCGACGGUGGAACAAACAAUGGCCGAGUACGUGCGGGUGCUGCAACCGAUCGUCACACCGCAACAGCUCGAGCGGACCAAAUCGAUCAUUAAGCAGUUUAGCGCCACGAUCGGCCCGAGCCUGCAGGAGUACCUGCAGGCGAAGCGGGAAGCCGACGACAACUGGGCGUACUACUACUGGCUCAACGACAUGUACAUGGACAAUCCGCUCCCGCUGCCGAUCAACUCGAACCCGGGCAUGGUGAUGCCACCGCGCAAGUUCACCACCGUUAACGAUCUGGCCCAGUUUGCGGCCCAGCUAAUCGACCAGCUGAUGGACCACAAGGAGAUGCUCGAGGGCGGCGGCUUGAAACAGGAACGGGCGACCUCCCGCGAGAAGGGGCAACCGUUGUGCAUGGCACAGUACUACCGGCUGCUCGGUUCCUGCCGCCGGCCGGGCGAUCCACGCGACAGCCAGUACCUGCCGCCGGGUGGAGAGCAGACCGACGCACACGUGAUUGUGUGCUGUCGCAAUCGCAUGUACUGCGUCCCGGUAAAGGCGGGCGAUCGUGGCCGGCUGAACGAGAACGAGCUGGCCGCACAGCUGCUACACAUUCUGAACGAAGCGCCCGGCCUGCCCGAAACUGAGGCAACCGUCGGCAUUCUUACCACCGAGCCGCGACCGAAGUGGGCCACCGAUCGGGAGCUGCUACUGCUGGAGGAGCAGAACGCCCGCAACAUUGAGCUGAUCGAGACGGCGCUGGUCGUGAUGUGCAUCGACGAGCCGAUCCCGCUGUCGUACAAUGCGCGCGGCUUCAAUGGGUCACCGGCCGGGGCACACUAUGCGGGCGGCCGGGACGAAAGCAACAUGGCGCACGAGAUGAUACACGGCGGGGGCAGUGCGUGCAACACGGCCAACCGGUGGUUCGACAAGACGAUGCAGCUCAUCAUCUGCAACGACGGCACGUGGGGCCUUUGCUACGAGCAUUCGCCGUCGGAGGGCAUCGCCGUCGUGCAGCUGCUGGAGGGCAUUCUGAAGCGCAUCGACGAGGCGGCGACGGCGAAGGAUGGCCCCGGCACGGCGACCGCGGACCGGCUACAGCUGCAGCAGUCCCAUCUGCCACCGCCGGAGCGGCUGGAGUGGAUCGUCCGGCCGGAGAUUGAGCGGCGGCUGCGCGAGGCGGCACGAUCGGUGGAUAAACGGAUUGAGGAUCUUGACUUCUACGUCUACCGGUACAAGCCGUACGGGAAGAACUUCAUCAAAGCCUGCCAGGUCAGCCCGGACGUGUACAUUCAGCUGGCACUGCAGCUCGCCUACUACAAGCUCUAUGGACAUCUGGUCAGCACGUACGAAAGUGCCUCGACCCGGCGGUUCCUGCUCGGGCGGGUCGACUGCAUCCGCUCCGCCAGCCUGGAGGCGCUCGAGUGGGCCAAAGCGAUGUGCCAGGGCGAGGGCGCGAACGUGACGCUCGAAAGCGACAAGGAGGACGACUACAGUGCCGAGGCCGCCGGGGAUGUCAAAAAAGUAACUUUCAGUAUUUACAGUAAGGACCAUCUGCGGGAGCUGUUCCGAUGUGCCGCCGCCCGGCAAACCGAGGUCAUGGUGCAGAACAUUCUCGGCUACGGCAUCGACAUCCAUCUGCUCGGGCUGAGGGAGGCCUGUCGGGAGCGGGAGGGGAUCUUGCACGAGCUCUUCACGGACGAGUGUUACAAGAUUGCUAACUGUUUUCUUCUUUCCACUAGCCAGGUGGCCUGCUCGACCAACAGCUUCAUGGGGUAUGGACCGGUCACACCGCACGGCUACGGUGCGUCGUACAAUCCGCACCCGAACGAAAUCAUCUUCUGCCUUUCGGCCUUCUUCACGUCGGACAAGACGAGCGCGUCCCGGUUCGCCCGCUCGCUGCAGGAUUCGCUCGACGCCAUGCGCGAUUUGCUCUCCUAAGCGGCAUCAUAACACACUUAAGAAAAAAAAAACCCUCUUCUUCUUACUAAAAACAAACAUGUUCGCUACUAAUUCGCUACUAUACAUCGCCGGUGGCCUUAAACGAACGAACACGAACACGGAGAAUGGAAUGGAGCGCAACGGAGGAUAAGGAAGAUCGUGAAGAUCGCUUGCAGUAGGAGCAAAGGUGUAGUGCGCUAAAGCGGACGUACACAUGAAACAUAUCAAGAAAACGAAACAUAUCAGUUUUAAUCCAAAUUGGUCUGUGUAAAGCUUUCGUAUCGUGCGAUCUUUCCCGGGAAGAUCCGGGAAGAUUCACACCGAUCGCGGAACAACCAAAGAAACGGAUACAUAUCAUUAGCUUGUAAGGGAAUGGUGGUGCUGGAAGGCAACUUUCCGCCCACCGAAUAGUGUUACUAUAUACAAAACUAUAACAACCGUAGGGACAAGGGAAGGAUAGGAAUUGUUUGUUUGUUUGUUGUUGUUGUUGCUAUUUCUCUCCCCUUGAAGGCGUGUGGGGCUUUCGCAUAGUAUUACACACGCGUUCCCCCCCCCCGCUGCUUAUUAUUGUGAUUUUACCCGUUAUUGAUUAUUAUCAAUUCAUCAAAACUGGAUAAUCGUGUAGUAGCAAUAUAUAUAUACAUAUACACCACUUCUGUUGAUCGCGUACAGCCGUAUGUCGUGCACCCGUUUGGUGAGACGUUCGUCCCCCUUUAAGGGUGGUGUGUGCGCGAUUAGAAGUUUUGGUUGAUUAAGCCCAAUGUAAAACAUUAGCAAUGAUGUAAGUGCAGCUAAAAUCCGUUGCUUAAUUCUAUCGCAUAUUGUUGAUGUAGUUGUGAUUCUUGUUGUUAAAGGAAACCCGAUUUUAAAGCACUCUCUAUUUAUCCAAUAACAUGAGACUAAAGCAUUUAGCAUUCCAACUGAUGGCAAGCGUUAAACCAUGCGUUGCGUUGUUAAUAAGUUCACUUCAAAAGGAACAUUGUAUCGAAAAAAAACAAGAUUAUUAGCAUAACAAGAAACAGGGCGACCACUUUCUUUCAGCAGGUCAAACGUACACUUAUAUUAUAUUAAACAAAUGCUUAGAAACGUUACUUGCUUACAGAGAUGUAUUUUAGUAAAGGAAAAACCCAAGAAUGCGUUUUAAACGUUACAGUUAUGUUAUGUGCUUUUGUUCAGGGCUUAUUUACACCAGAUUCAAGCAGGUCAUUAUUAUUGUAGCAAAUAUUUAACAGACAUGUUGAUUAAAAAUCCAUUUACAUGAGUUGCGCUACUGUUAAACAGCGCAACAAUAAAAAGGACAAAACUAUCAAAGUAUAUAAGUAACGUAUUAAAAAGGCUAUCCUAUUGAAGUAGCAUCGGAAAAUGCAUAGUGCACCCUGCAAACACAUUGGUGCAAGUGUGUGUGUGUAUGUGCGUUGGCAGUGCAUUUAUAGUUGUAGCAGUAGUAGUAGCACACACCUCCAUGGCAUGGCAUGAGCUCAGUAUAUACAUACAUACAUGUAUACAUAUUUAAUAUGCCCGCACAGUAUAAUCUUGUCCAUUCAUUAUUAGGCGCAUGGAAUCGAACGAUUCAGGUAAAAACGUAUAUAACAAUAUAUAUUAUUAACUAUUAGAAUAUUGGAAAAACCGAAAGAUUUCAUCACAAUCGUGUCGACCGAUAAUCGUUUGCAUCGUGAACAAUGCGUGAAUUCCCGUUUAGAAAGGUUAGUGCAGAAGAAUUUAACAGAGAGUGGCAGAAGAAGCCGAUAAAGAAGCCGUGCACGUGCACUGUCAAUUGGAAAAAUUGCUUCGAGCACUGGCUAGCUACAAUCGUUUGGGGCAAGUUGUGUCCGGCAAGGAAGGAGCUUCACGGUGCAUUGGACACAUUACUAUCGCACGCCAUACCCAUAUCAACACCAUUAGGAGCGAUUAACAUACAUAUCGAUUACAUAUCAGCUCUAUAAAAGCAUAGUAAAGGAAGAAAAAAACGAAACAAAUCCUACCACUUCAGCGGAUCAGACCCCGCCAAAGUGUCUCCUACACAUGUCACAUUUUUUAGCAACGAUGCCACGCGCACCACGCAUCCAUCGCUCUUAACGCAAGCAGCUGUUUGCAGUUUUGCGCGGUAGAGUAAACGCAGCAGCAAAAUGCAUGCAUUUGGCUGUGGCGCGUGGUAAUAGCGUUUAGGGAUUAUUCGCAGCCAUUUAGGCUGUGGUGUUAAGUAUGGUGUUGUUGUUCAAUGAGUACGAACUAUUGCUAGCAUUUAGUGGCGUGUGUAUACAUGUUUAGACGGGCGUUUUCUGUUAGUCUUAGCCUCGUGCCAGGUGGUGGUGGUUGGCGCAUACCGAGUAUUAAACUUGCUUUUAGCUUUUAGCAACGUGUUUAAAACGGUGUUUAACUCUGCUGUCGCUGUAGACUACUGCUGUGUUGUGCUUAUCCCGCGUAACAUAUGGUUUGAGUAUCAGCACACGAUCGAUUCGUGGCCAACUUCAUGGAACAGGCUUAAGUAAACAGUAAAAAUCACAUUUUACUCAGAACGUACUUAUUGAGGGAUUCUACUCGAAAUGCGAGUUUGGAGUGUUUAGUACAAUUUAAAAUGCCCCAUAAUCAUGAUGGUCUAUCGGCUGCCAUGCCCUGUUACACAGUAAGCCUGUUACGCAAAUGUCGGUCGUGUGCGUGUUGUGAGUGAACGUACUAUAAUGAAUCAAUAAUAAUAAAAGAAAUCAACUACCCGUACAGCAGAGCAAAACCAAAA
Anopheles gambiae (African malaria mosquito) is the source of this 4890-nucleotide messenger RNA. It is a transcript of the gene ChAT, whose product is annotated as choline O-acetyltransferase. Gene Ontology annotation, molecular function: choline O-acetyltransferase activity. The transcript has 9 exons. NCBI's taxonomy places the organism in Eukaryota, Metazoa, Arthropoda, Insecta, Diptera, Culicidae. The record is from RefSeq and is a predicted model, not a curated record. Gene Ontology annotation, cellular component: neuron projection; cytoplasm. Bases 216 to 2156 code for a protein of 646 amino acids. Gene Ontology annotation, biological process: acetylcholine biosynthetic process; neuromuscular synaptic transmission.